AUGCAAAUAACACAUACAGAGGACACAACGAGACGGAAGUACCGGCAACUUGUCAGCCACUGGAUUGAAUCGAAUCAUGCCAACUUGGUAAUCCAAUUCGUCAAACGGGUUGCUUUUAUCCUUCCUGGUCGAACGGUACCAACUAAGCCGUUAUCCCUGACCCUGGCGAUAGGCCACAAUGCAAAGGGUGUAUGUAACCACCGAAAGAUACUUCUUAAACAUCCUCUUUGCCGUUGGUUGUACAGGCCUUAUCCUCCUCUGCUUUACAACCAAACUGGGGGCGCUCAACGAAAUGAGGCUGGAGAAGCUGCGCUACUCCACCAUUGGGCAAUGAGUGUACACCGAAAUGGACACUUUUGUUUAGGCCAACUGGUGGCUGGAAAGUCAUUCGAUUCCCAUUCCCAAUUUCCUUUGCGGGUGGAUAUCCUUGAAGCAUAUUUCAAUGUUAAUGUUUGCGCGUUUGUCCAUUGA
This is a messenger RNA of Protopolystoma xenopodis, 471 nucleotides long. The record is from the annotation of a GenBank genome assembly. Lineage: Eukaryota; Metazoa; Platyhelminthes; Monogenea; Polystomatidea; Polystomatidae.